Neurospora crassa OR74A is the source of this 993-nucleotide messenger RNA. RefSeq lists its product as hypothetical. Bases 1 to 522 code for a protein of 173 amino acids. The record is from RefSeq and is a predicted model, not a curated record. The transcript is spliced from 2 exons. Lineage: Eukaryota; Fungi; Ascomycota; Sordariomycetes; Sordariales; Sordariaceae.
AUGGAGACUGCCUGCCGCAAAGCAUGCUCCAUCCGCGGCCCUUUGGCCCAGCUGGGCCCUCACCCGCCAUCUAUCGCUCGGUGGCUUGGCUUGCACAGGAAACCUAUUUUGAUGGCCCUUUCUCUCACAACCCCGGAACGAGGUGCCCUGGUUAUUUUGACGGCCCAAACCAUAUCGAGCAGUACGAUUGCUGGGCUUUCCGAUCCUAGCGUGCGCCCAUCUACCCAAGAGCUGGCUCGCUGCUGGCUCGCGCUGGCUCGCUCGGACUGGCUGUCCACUGGGGGGCAGCCCCCUCGCGAACCAUGGUGCCCGAGCGCUUUCAGUUCGGGGACAUGUGAAGCCUCUACACUAGUGCCUCCUUUGGUCCCCGGCGCCAGCACUGGUGAUCUCUUUGGCGGGGCUUGGCGCAUGGGCACCCUGGACCAAGGCGACGUCAAUCAACAAGACGGCGCAGCUGUCGUCACCGCUGUGGUCAAGUCGUCGACCAUCACACUGGAGCAUCAGCAUCCCGCGACCUACUAGUCACUAGCCAGGCGAUAACGUGGCCAUGGGGACCGGCUCUGAAUCUGUCACUUUGCCGUGCGAUCGGUCUCUUCAUUGCACGCCAAACCCGCUGAAUCGAAACAAUCCGCCAGAAACCGCGCAAUGUCAACAACACCGCGAUGAUGCACACCUCACCUCGUCUGGUUGGUUCCCCCACGGGGGCAGAUGUGAACAUGUUUGAGAUGGCGAUGUCGCCAAAUGCGUCAGAAACGAGAACGCCAAACCUUAACCCAACUUCGGCAAAUCUCUCCAUGUACCUGAGGUAUUCGAUGGCCAUCGCCGCCAGGAGGCCCGAUAUUACAAGCAACCCCCGGUCAUCAACAAAUGCAUCAACUGCAUCUUGAACUCAACGAACCCUCUGCAAUAUGCGGGCAAUAGCUCCCCGGUCACCAACACCCUGGCCAGUCUGGGUAUUCAGAGUUGCUUUUGCCGCCUAGGCCCUUCAAUAAC